Messenger RNA from Topomyia yanbarensis, 1900 nucleotides. It is a transcript of the gene PLCXD, whose product is annotated as PI-PLC X domain-containing protein 1. Gene Ontology annotation, biological process: lipid metabolic process. The coding region runs from base 325 to 1866 and encodes 513 amino acids. Gene Ontology annotation, molecular function: phosphoric diester hydrolase activity. Lineage: Eukaryota; Metazoa; Arthropoda; Insecta; Diptera; Culicidae. The transcript has 3 exons. The record is from RefSeq and is a predicted model, not a curated record.
CUCAGUCUCAAUCAGAGUCAGUCAGUCAGUCAGACAGUCGACUGGUCGGUGCUAGUGCUAAUCAGUUGGGUGACAGUGCUGGCUGGGCGCGGAUCGACGCGUUGACAUGUGAACAUAGUUGUCGCGUCGGUCGGACGGUCGUCGUGCGUUGUGCGUAUAUCCGCGAAAAUUUGUGAGCUACGUUUUAAGCCCCGUUCCCGCACCUGCACCGAAAAGUGAGUGGUGCGAAAUUGAUUGGUGUGUCAAUUAAAUUGCUUCCGUUUCGUGUGUCGGAUUAUUUGUUGGUAACUGAAUUGCCAAGUAAAAAAAAAAUACGAUAAAAAAAUGAACGCUGGAAAUAGUGCACCAGGAUUGAUUGCGGUUGGAGUGAUGCUGCUAGUACUGCUGCAACUGCUCACGAUUAUUCAAUUAGUUCAAGCGCAGCGAUUCAUUGGUGAUCGUGUGUACGAGCCCAAGAUCUCCGACCUUUACAUCACGGUGAACGCGCGCCAUCAGACGCUGGAGCUGACUUGGCGAAACUUUGACGACCCCGACGGUUACAUUGUGUUGACGGAAGAUUUCCCCAUUAGAGCGUUUCAGCAGAAGUUGUUUUACUACACGCUGCGAGAGGAGUUGCCAUCGGCGGCGGCGGAGGAGAGUAGCACAGCUGCAGGUGCAACCAGUGGUCGGUCGUUUGGUGAGGAUGGUAGUGGAGAUGACGGAACAGAAUCGAUGACGACGACAACGACGACGACGGAAGAGCCGGUGAUUGCUACCACACAAAUGGUGGAAAUUGAUUGGGAGUAUGAUGUACGGGAUGAGUACGGAGAACGGAAGAAGGAGGUUCUGUUUGCGAUUAAGCCGAUCUACCAGAACGGAUGGACUAUGACUGAUAUAAUCUUCAACCGCGAUCUAAUGGAGCGGGUUGACAUCACGACCACCUGCUACGGUUACUAUGCGUACUUUAUCGACGGCAACGGCACGAUCCAAUCCGAGCACUGCAUGAAACUGUACCCGACGUGGAUGAACGAUCUUCGCGCGCAUUUGGGUCAGUUCCGGAUGCGGGAGCUGUUCAUUCCGGGCACACACGAUUCGGCAUCGUUCAAGAAAAAUUUCAACCACCAAAGUCAGGAAAAUAUCGUUACCAAGUACACGCUAACCCAGGACGACGAUGUGAGGCAGCAGCUGUUGCAGGGCAUCCGUUACAUCGAUCUGCGGGUGGGUUACUACCGGUCUACGAAUCCACAGUUUUGGGCGAAUCAUGGCAUAUCGAGGCUGCACCCGUUGAAGAAUAUCCUGCAGCAGGUGAGGGAUUACGCCGUGGAAACGAAUGAGAUUAUUAUUUUGGACGUGCAGGAAUUUCCGGUCGGAUUCGGGAAAGACUACGCUAUUCACGACAAGCUGAUACAUCUGCUGAACGAUUCGUUGGCGGAGGUGAUGGCCGAUGCUUCAAUCACAUGGAACGGACGGUUGGAGGACGUUUGGGCUGGUAAUAAAACCGUGAUUCUGUGCUACGAUCAUGAAUAUGCCGUCCGAUUUUACCCGGAACUGGUAUGGCAAUCGACGGAGCAAAAAUGGGGCGACGUUCAGAGUAUGGAAGCUUUGAAAAGUUAUCUGUUCAGGAUCCACAAUCGGCAUCUGUUCGGUUUUUCGAAUCGGCCGGUAACCGAUAUGGCCGAACUAACUCCCGACCCGUGGGGAGUAAUUACGGAUCGGUACGGAGGUUUGCGAAAAAUGGCCGACUCCGUGAAUCGAUUCGUUACCAAGUGGUACUUUGAAGAAUUGGGUCCUGCGGCGAACAUCGUUGCCGUGGAUUUUGUUCGGGGAACCAGUAUCAUCGAUGCUGCCAUAUAUUGGAAUCUAAAACGGGUACCUAGCGAAAAGUAAAAUAGUUAAAAAAAUAAACUAAUUUGUAACAGAA